AUGAAAGGUCCAGUCUCUUCUUUGCCAAUCUUUCUCCUUCAUGCUGUUCUUCUUUUGUCUCUUCUACCGAUAAUAGAAAGCGACAAUUUGAUAGAAAAAACUUGCAACAAGACACCCUAUUAUGAUCUCUGCGUCUCUUCCCUGCAAUCAAGCUCUCAAAGCUCUAAUGCAGAUGUUAAGGGUCUAGCUUCUAUAAUGGGCAAUGUCACCUUGUCUAAUGCAACUAAUACGCUAAAUUACAUACACGAGCUAAUCAACAAGACCACAGACCCUGAGCUAGAACGACCCUUGACAUACUGUGCUGAAGUAUACAGCCCUGUUGUCAAUUACAUUCUUCCCCAAGCUAUGGAAGCCUUGGAAAAUGGUCACUAUGGUUUUGCAAAGUAUGGAAUAUCAGAUGCUGGAGAUGAAGCUCAUGCAUGUGAGAAAAAAACCUCAGGGCUGAAAUUACCCUUAACUGAAAGGAACAAACUUACGCAGAAUCUCUGUGAUGUAGCUGUAGCCAUCAUCAAUACAUUGCUGGACAGCUGA
Molecule: messenger RNA, 531 nt
Organism: Manihot esculenta (cassava)
Lineage: Eukaryota; Viridiplantae; Streptophyta; Magnoliopsida; Malpighiales; Euphorbiaceae
Product: cell wall / vacuolar inhibitor of fructosidase 1
Exons: 1
Coding region: 1-531 (176 amino acids)
Biological process (GO): negative regulation of catalytic activity
Molecular function (GO): enzyme inhibitor activity
Source: RefSeq, a predicted model, not a curated record